Messenger RNA from Solea solea (common sole), 6068 nucleotides. RefSeq names its product myotubularin related protein 3 (gene mtmr3). The record is from RefSeq and is a predicted model, not a curated record. Lineage: Eukaryota; Metazoa; Chordata; Actinopteri; Pleuronectiformes; Soleidae. Gene Ontology annotation, molecular function: protein phosphatase binding; metal ion binding; phosphatidylinositol-3,5-bisphosphate 3-phosphatase activity. Bases 303 to 4139 code for a protein of 1278 amino acids. The transcript has 21 exons. Gene Ontology annotation, biological process: dephosphorylation; regulation of autophagy.
GAACCACGUAGGUUGGUUGUUGGGUUGGAGAAUUCGCUGCGAUGGCGUCAACGGCUGAGUACUGGACUCGGAUAUGACUCGUUUUUAUUCAGUCGAGUUUUAUUUGCUGCUCAGCAACUGCACGGGAUUCGGGUGAAUCUUCGGCACCUGACUUUUCAUCGCCGUUUUGAAAGAUUUUCAUGCAUUACUUUUGAGUUACCAAAAAAGGAUCACUAGGACUGUUCAUCGUCCAUCACCGAUUGCCUCUGACUGGUCCAGGCCGGAGUUUCUCAUUGGGUGACCCGCUCUCCUUCACAGGGGCCAUGGAGGAGGAGGGGCAGAAUAGCUUGGAGUGUAUCCAGGCCAAUCAGAUAUUCCCCAAGAAGUCCCCCGUCCUGGAGGAAGAAAACAUGCAGGUGCCCUUUCCUGAGUUGCAUGGGGAGUUCACAGAGUAUGUGGGGAGAGCAGAGGAUGCCAUCAUCGCCGUGUCCAACUACCGCCUACACAUCAAGUUCAAAGAGUCGGUUGUCAAUAGUUGUUGUUGCGAGGUGUCAGUCCCUCUUCAGCUUAUAGAGAGUGUGGAGUGUCGGGAUAUGUUUCAGCUCCAUGUCACCUGUAAGGACUGCAAAGUGGUGAGGUGUCAGUUCUCUACAUUUGAACAGUGUCAAGAAUGGCUAAAACGCCUGAAUGUUGUAGUACGUCCUCCCUCUCGCCUGGAGGACCUCUUCUCCUUUGCCUUUCAUGCCUGGUGCAUGGAUGUGUAUGCUGGUGAGAAGGAGCAGCACGGCGAACUGUGCAGGCCAGGUAAACUACUUGUCUUUCCCCAUGUUACCCCAGCAGAACCUUAUCACUGCUCUCUUCUCAUCUUAUCAAACAUCUCUGCUCUCUCUGUAGGUGAACAUGUGACCUCCUGGUUCAAGAACGAGGUGGAGAGGAUGGGCUUUGACACUCAAAACGCCUGGAGAAUAUCUGACAUUAACAGCAAGUUCAGACUAUGCCCCAGCUAUCCUCAGCAGCUCCUGGUGCCAGCUUGGAUCACAGACAAGGAGUUGGAAAAUGUGGCGGCCUUCCGCUCCUGGAAGAGGUUUCCUGCUGUGGUUUAUAGGCACCUCAGCACAGGUGCUGUGAUCGCACGCUGUGGUCAGCCCGAGGUUAGCUGGUGGGGCUGGAGGAACGCAGAUGACGAACAUCUGGUCCAGUCCAUUGCCAAGUCCUGUGCUAUGGACAGCAACUCCCGCAAACACAUCCCCAACGGCACUUACACCAACGGCUCAGACCUGCCUGACACCGACUUUGAAUCUUCCAUGACCAACAGCUCAGAGGUGGAGACGCUGGUCAUCCAGGCCCACAAGUUACUUAUCCUGGAUGCCAGGUCCUAUGCUGCUGCUGUAGCGAACAGGGCCAAGGGGGGAGGCUGUGAAUGCCCAGAGUACUAUCCCAACUGUGAGGUUGUGUUUAUGGGCAUGGCCAACAUCCACUCUAUUCGCAAGAGUUUCCAGUCUCUACGUUUCCUCUGCACCCAGAUGCCUGAUCCAGCCAACUGGCUUUCUGCACUGGAGGGCACCAAGUGGCUGCAGCAUCUGUCCCUGCUGCUGAAAGCGGCGCUGCUUGCUGUCAACGCCGUUGAUCGAGACCAAAGGCCUGUCCUGGUGCACUGCUCCGAUGGCUGGGACCGCACACCUCAGAUCGUUGCUUUGUCCAAAUUGCUACUGGACCCUUAUUACCGCACCAUUGAGGGUUUCCAGGUUUUGGUGGAGACUGAAUGGCUGGACUUUGGCCAUAAGUUUGCAGACCGCUGUGGCCAUGGUGAAAACUCAGAGGAUCUGAAUGAGCGCUGCCCUGUCUUCCUGCAGUGGCUGGACUGUGUGCAUCAGCUACAGAGGCAGUUUCCAUGCUCCUUUGAGUUUAAUGAGGCCUUUCUGGUGAAGCUGGUACAGCACACCUACUCCUGCCUGUUUGGCACAUUCCUGUGCAACAGCGGCAAGGAGAGGGAGGAUCGCCAUGUUCAGGAGAGGACCUGCUCCGUCUGGUCACUGCAGAGACCGGCCAACCGCACACUGAGGAACAUGCUUUACUCUUCACACUCUGAGACCGUUCUCCACCCAGUGUGCCAUGUGCGCAACCUGAUGCUGUGGACGGCAGUCUAUCUGCCCAGCUCCUCCCCCACCACCCCCUCAGAUGACUCGUGCGCCCCCUACCCCGUACCUGGUACCAACCCGGAGGAUACACCACUGGGCAGAUGUACUAAGACUCGCUCCUUUGACAACUUGCCCAGUGCAUGUGAGCUAGGAAGCACCCUUGCUCCUAACCGCCGCUCUAGUGACCCGAACCUCAAUGAGAAGUGGCAGGACCACCGGUGCUCUCUCGAGCUCAAUAUGGCAGCAGGGCCUGAGGGAGGGGGCAAUCAGGAUCAGGAGGUGCUGUCUAAUGCAAUGGAGCCAUACCCAGAUGAUGCGGACUCAGAGCCGGAAGACAGCUCACACCUGCGGGCCUCAAGUGCUGACCUUGAACAGGGAGUCUUCGAGAGGCCUGCAGCCACAGGAGAGGAAGUGGAGGAGGCUGAGCUCUCUGUGGCAGUGGGUGUGGCCGAAGGCCAAAUGGAGAAUAUUCUCCAAGAAGCCACAAAGGAGGAGGUAGGAGCAGAUCAGAAAGAGGGAAGCACUGCUGUUGCUCAAGUUAUGAACACUGUUGACACAGAGUCAGAGAGAGUAGCAAACGUUGGAGAUGAAGAUGAGUGUGCUAAAGUCAAUGGGACUGAGAUCCUGACAGAAGCCUCUGAUAAUGAUCACCAUCACAAAAAUGGCAUGAUAGAGGCUCAGGAGGAUAGUGAGUCUCCUCUGUCCACAGAAGAGGCAGAGGAGCAGGAUCAACAGGCACCUGAGGUGACUCAGGCAUCAGAGGAAGUUGUAACGCAGGAUGUUGAGGAAUCUUGUGUGAAAGAGGAGGUUGCACAUGAACUCAGUGAGUCUGGCUCAAGUGAGCCCGAGCAGCCUGCAGCUCACAGAACUUUAAAUAAUGGCUUUAUGAAUAGCUCACCUGAAGAGCCAAGUGAGGAUGAGGAGACAUGUCCUGACUAUGAAUCUGACCACGAUGUAUCUGCUCCAGUGGAGCUGGUGGAUAAGAGAGCCUCGCUUUUGGAGAGUUCAACAGAAACUUUAACUGAAGAGGCCUGUGGCAGGUUGGAACCCCCCACACAGCCGCCCAUUUGUCUCAUCAGACAGCCGUGUGCUGACGGCAUGAGCCAGCCGCCCUGUUCCAGGAAAGAGAAAGGGUUUGAGGCAGGCGAGCACAGCUUAAUCAGAACUUUAAACGGGGGGAUGAAGCAACCCUCAGUCAGUGCCUCUCAGUCAGUGAGUGCUGACCUAAGCAGGGACGGCGACAGCUCUGACGGCGAGCCUUGCGCAGGUCCUCACUGGGCCAAAGUGAACGGGGAGCGGGCCCCUCUGAGUCGACAGAUGUCCCUGGUAAGCUGUAACUCCCUGUUCCUUCAUCAACGGGGCAGUUGCUCUCAGCAUCGCUGUUGCCACGCCUUGGUUGGCCGAGCCGUCAUCAGCCCGGAGCAGCCGUCACGCAGUCACCUAGAUGAUGACGGGCUGACACUGCACACUGAUGCCAUCCAGCAGAGGCUGAGGCAGAUCGAGGCGGGCCACCAGAUGGAGGUGGAGACUCUGAAGAAGCAGGUACAGGAGCUGUGGAGCCGCUUGGAGAAUCAGCAUCACACAGGCUCCCACAGGAUCAACGGCGACAUUGGAGAUGAAGUGACCUCAAUGAUGGACUCUGAGUGCAACCUGGACCCCAACUGUUUGUCACGUUGCAGCACAGAGAUGUUCUCUGAGGCCAGCUGGGAACAGGUGGACAAGCAGGACACUGAGGUCACUCGCUGGUACCCUGACCAUUUGGCAGCUCAGUGUUAUGGCUGUGAGAGCCGGUUCUGGCUCGCCACAAGAAGGCAUCACUGCAGUGGCAGAGAGACUGUCCAGGAGCUGUGGAACUGUGGUAACGUGUUCUGCGCCAACUGCUGUGACCAGAAGAUCCCAGUGCCAAGCCAGCAGCUGUUUGAGCCCAGCCGCGUCUGUAAGGGCUGCUACGGCAACCUCCAGCUCGGCUUGGUUCCUCUUGACCUGGAGCUGGAGAAACCCAUCGCAGCCAGCUCCAACUGAGGGCAACGAUGGGGAGGGGGGGGAGCGGGCUGAGUGGAACAGCCACUGACACAGACGCACUGCUGAUGUUAGAGCACAGGAGCUACACAGAAUGUCCCAUGUACUUUGUGUAUGUGUGUGUGUGCAGCACAUUUGUAUAUACUGAGGAUGACGUGGCAGCGGAGCUGAAUGAAGUGUUUGCCAGAUGCUGAGUGCUCUGAGUUGUGGGUGUGUGUGUGUGUGUGUGUGUGUGUUAGAGGAGAAAUUGCACACUGGCCACACAGAGCAUCAACGGCAGUGAUUGGACUGCACUCUGAGGCCAGAGGGGUGAGAAUGGACAUCCUGGUGCCUUAAACCAGGCAGGCAGAGAAGGUCGUCUCACUUUGAAGUCUCUUGGAGGACUCUGGUUCACUGAACACACUUCCUUUGCUUCUCUUCAUUUCUCCACAACAUGUACGAUCAAGAGCAGGAAAACCUCCGUGAUUCACGAGAAAGUCUCUGAGCAUCACAAAUGUCUGGAUUUGUUGUUUAGGAAGAAGCGAAAAGGGUCAGUUCACCCAAAUACUUCCGGAUCUCAUCAGAUUUCUGUUGCCGUCCCAGCACAGUGGAGGUGAAUUAAAUUAUGGCUGCAACUAUGAUGUUCUCCAUCACUUAAAAAGCUUUAAAAAAAGAACAUGGAACCAAAAUAGUUUUCUGUAAGAUGACUUCCAUCCACUUUAUUCUCCAUAUGACGGUCACAGGGAGCUGCACCCAAUCCCAGCACAUGUAGUGUGCUCUUAUUUUGAAAUGGUAAUGACAGGUCACCAGUCCAUCACAGGGCCACACACACACACACAUUCACACCUUUACGGUCAAGUUGAGAUUUGUGAAGCUCAUCACUGAAAUUAAGUCUUCACAUUUUGCUCCAAACAUCCCAUCGUGCAACUCCACUGUGUUUAAGAUUUUCAAACAUCAGUGACAUCAUCAGGGUCAUUAUUGAGACAACGGAAACCAACAUGUCAUCAUUGAGUGAACUGACCCUUUAACUGGGCUCAAUCUCAACUCUGCUUAUUUGCUUGCUUUCAUUUUGGUGAGUUUUGAAUCAGCUUUUUCACACACAAUGAUUUAGAUGUGAGUGUGACUUGAAAAUACAGGUUAGUGUUAAGUUAGUAUGGGUGAGUUAGUGAUUUUAAGUGUUGAGGUUUAGCCCAGGCUCACCUGGUUUAACCGCCUUCCUUUAACCAAAACAUUUCACACCGUCUUUCCCAAGUUACACAACUCAGCAGGAGAGUCAAUAAUUAUUUGAGUUUGUUUUUUUUAGUCUAAAAAAAGUCAUUCAGCUCUUCCACACUGACUGUUAUUCUUCGUCUCUAACCAGCCCCCCAAAUAUUUUUCCCAGCAGGCACUGGGAGCUGGACGUCCCCACACACGUCAGCUCUUUGAUGGAAAUCGGAGCUGAUGGUGUUUAUUGGACACGUUUAAAUGUCCGUGUUGUUAAUUAUAAUUAUUUCAGAGGCGUUCGUCAGCGGUGGCCUCACCUGUGAUUGGCUGAACAGUGGAGAAUCAGCAGCAGCAGCAGGAAGAGCUCGAUCUUUGCGUUUCUGUUUCUUUUCUUUCCCCUAAAACUGAAAGUGAAUCCUGUCAGAGAAGCUUUAGUGAGACGCCCGCUCUGCCUGACACCUGUCCACUCACACACACACGUGCAUAGUUUUUUUUUUUGUAAAAUAAAUAAAAUAAAUAAUAUAUUCAGAUACCUAUAUAGCAUUUAAGAAAAAUGUAUAGAAUCCUUGAUUAGUGGCUCACUUAAUUAGUCACCAAAAAGGUUUUGUUUAAAUUUCUUUGUUUUCUUAUGUUGCAGAUGAAUACAUAUAUUUUGCAGCCUGUUAAAAGAAUAACGGGCAUCUUGUUGUUGUUGUUUUUUUGUUUUGUUUUUUUAAAUAGAGAAGCAGGGUGUCCUGUUUUGAUGCUGCA